Messenger RNA from Neltuma alba, 1710 nucleotides. RefSeq lists its product as uncharacterized. The coding region runs from base 1 to 1686 and encodes 561 amino acids. The transcript has 4 exons. Gene Ontology annotation, cellular component: membrane. Gene Ontology annotation, molecular function: protein binding. Lineage: Eukaryota; Viridiplantae; Streptophyta; Magnoliopsida; Fabales; Fabaceae. The record is from RefSeq and is a predicted model, not a curated record.
AUGACAGAUGCAGAAGAGCUAGAGAUAUGUAAUCUGCACAGGGCCAUAUAUAAGAACGACUGGUCCGCUGCAAAAGCAUCCAUUGAUCGCCUUCCUAGGAUAUUGGACGUAGAUUUUGCUGCUUCAACUGGCGAAACGCCUCUUCAUGUGGCUGUAAAGUUUGGGCAUGUGGGCAUAGUGGAGGAGUUGGUGAGAUUAGUUUCAGCAGAAUAUCUUGAAAUAUAUGAUACUUAUGGGCAUACUCCACUUACAAUAGCUGCAUCACAUAGUGGAGUCAUCCCAAUUGUCUUAUGCUUGGUCAACAAAAAUAGAAAAGCACUGGUAAUGCCAGUUAAAGGCACGUCAUGGGCGAUUCCUGCGCAAGUUGCUUUUCGUACUGGCCUUAAAGAAGUUGGAAGUUAUCUCUAUAACGUCACUCCUUUGGAAGCUUUCAAACCAGAAAAGGUCCUUGUGGGUCCUGUGUUCCUCAUGAGCUGUUUCGUCACUGGUGGUCUUGGUAACAUGACUUCUACACAAUUAUGUCAUCAAUAUGUUUCAUUUUCAUUUCUUCAUCCCUUCUUAACCUUAAUUAAAAAUAUCCAUGUGCCAACAGGGACAGGCGGUCUACGCCAUCGGCUCAUCUCCCGCAUCUAUGAUUUCUCAGGGAUGAAGGAAAUACGGAAGAUGAAGCUGCAACAUGCACAAACAGCUGAAAUUCUAAACCUAGUUUGCCAGAAUGUGAUAGUUUUGAAUGAAGAAAAGAAGAAUAUAAUUGCAGGAGCACUGAAAGCUGCAGCUGUUGUAGGGAAUGUUGAGUUUUGGUUGCAAGUAAUGAAGGCAAACCCGCAAUUAAUCUCACUAGUCACUUUUGGUACCCCAUACUCGCCCUUAUUCUUCAAUGCUGUUGCAAAUCGUAAUGCUGAGAUUUUCAACCUCCUCCGUGGUUUUCGCUUUAAUAAUGUGGUGGCUGCGUGGAUAGAUGAAGAGAAAAAUUCCUUGCUGCAUAUGGCAGCCUCUUUGGCUCCUGCUUCCUACCUUAACAGCAUCUCUGGUGCCGCCCUGCAAAUGCAAAGAGAACUGCAAUGGUUCAAGGCAGUGGAGAAGAUGGUGGAACCUGGAUAUAGGUAUUUCAUAAACAGGGAAUUGUUGAACCCUUUGGACUUUUUCAAGAAAAACCACAAGGACCUUAGGGAUAAAGGAGAGAAGUGGAUGAAAGAAACAGCAUCUUCUUGCUCUGUUGUUGGGGCUCUAAUUGUUACCAUCAUGUUUGCCGCGGCGUUAACCGUUCCAGGAGGAAACAACCAGAAUUCAGGGUAUCCAAUGUUUAUGGAGAAAAGAUUAUUUAAAGUUUUCUUAAUUUCAGAUGCACUUUCCCUAUUUUCUUCCACUACUUCUGUACUCACAUUUUUGGGGAUCCUCACCUCACGCUAUGCAGAAGACGACUUCUUAUACUCACUACCUCGAAAAUUGAUAAUAGGUCUUUCUACAUUGUUUCUGUCCAUUGCAACUAUGAUGAUUGCCUUUUCCGCAACCAUAAUGAUCAUGUGGCAAAGUAAACCGUCACACUUAUGGGCCCUUCUUCCUGUUGCUAUGCUUGCUGGUGUUCCAGUAACUCUCUUUGUAUUAUUACAAUUCCCUCUUCUUGUUGAAGUAAUUUCUUCUACUUAUGGUCAGGGCAUCUUCAAGAAGGGGGAGAAGUGGCCAUGAACUGUGUGUGUAAUUCAAAUGUCU